UUUCCCUCUCUCUAGCAACAGUGAGUUACUUGCUGCCUAUUCAUUAAUUAUUUUCCUGUGGUCUCCCUCAGCCGUUUGGACUCUGCUGAUAGCAAAGUGCUUCGUCUCUCUCUCUCUCUCUCACUCAGUUUUUUCAGUUCUUUCUCUCGCUCUCCUCUCUGACUGAAUAAAAAGUCUUAAAAAGGGAUGGAUCCAGUGACGGGGAGCUUGCCAGCUGCUGCUGCUGCUCUGAAUUGUGAGCUACUCCAACAAUAUCUGACCAGGACUGUAACAGAGAUGAUUCUCCUCUCACCUCGUACGAGUUGCAACACUUUUUCUGCUCCGGAACAAAAUAAUAAAAAAGGACCGCUGAAUCAAAGUGCUCGUUGUGCACUGCUUUUUCUACUUCUUCAUCUUGCCUUUGAUUUUUCUUCUUUGCAGCGCCAGCGCUGUGACUAUAAACAAAUAAAGAAAAAAAAUGGCAAGUGGAAAAGCGACUGGACUUUUUCGCUGGGCUGGUCAUAAUCCCUGUGCAGAACAUGUGGGAGUGUGAGAAGACCGAAGAGGAAUAAAUACCAUCCCACCGCCACUCAUCCUCCAAUCAGACCACUUUGUUUGACCGUGAAGAGCCAACGACACUGGGCCCUCGGCCGGCUAGUCCUCUACAAGGCUGCUCUUACAGCACCCAGCCGGCAGUUUUUUGCUGCUUGAAAGAGCAUGUUGCCAACGCUCUCCCUCUGCUCUAUCAUUUGGCUCAGCCGGGGUAUCAAGCUGAGGAAAGUGCUCCAGUCCACCAACACCGGUCAGGUCUGAAACCACUGCCGCAGCAGACACAGCAGCAGGACAGUACCUUAUCUUCUUUUGGACAUGCUUCUAAGCUUCGGGUGACUCCUCCCCGUCCCCUCAAGCAUCCCACCAUCGCUUCCCCAGAAAAGAAUUUGGGUUUCUGAAGGGAAUUUCUGCAUAGCCAUACCCUACUGGUGCAUUGGGACUCAGGGUCCGCCAUCUAAUCCCCUCUUCGGCAGCCAUUUUGAUUUUCUCCUGCCUUUCAAAAUGGCGGCGGAGGGUUUUCAGUACCGUGCCCUCUACGCAUUCACCAAGGACCAGGAGGAGGACUUGGAUCUGCAGCCUGGGGAUCUCCUGACGGUCAGCAAGGCCUCUCUGCUGUCCAUGGAGAGCUACCAGGAGGGGUGCGUGGAGCAGCCCGAGUGCCUGGGCUGGCUCCUGGGGUACAACGAGCGCACCAAGCAGAGAGGCGACUUCCCAGGGACGUAUGUUGAGUAUGUGGGCCCCGUUAAGAUGGCCCUUCCAUCCAGCCAACCCAGGUCCCAGCGACCCCUCCCAGCUGCUCCCAGACCAGAUUCGUCUCAAGCUGUUUCUAUGCCGGACCUGAGUGAGCAGUUCACACCGCCAGAGACUGCUCCCCCAGCGCUCGUCAGCCUGAUCCAGGCCAUAGAGAAGAGAGGUCUGGACUCUGAAACACUGUACAGGACAGCUAGUUCCUUGGCCUCAGACAGCCCAGUGCUCAGUCUGAUUUCUGAGGGUGACAUCAGUCAGAGCGACGUGGGUUUCCUGUCAGAGUGUGUCCUGCGUUACCUGAGAGACCUCCCAUCACCCCUCAUCCCCACCUGUACCUACCCUGACCUACAAGCUGCUGUCAAGCUGCAACAACAGGUCCUACAGCAGUCAGCAGACGGUGCAGUAGCCGGCAGUCAGGACAGAGAGGUGAGCCUGGUCCUGGAGAGCUCCACCAGUGUCCCUCUCCACCACCAGCUCACCCUGCAGUACCUCCUCACACACCUGGCCAAGGUCACUCAGGCUCAAGUCAACAACGGCCUGGACACACACACGCUGGGGAAGAUCUUUGGACCGCUGCUGAUUCGGACAGACUCCUCCACCCAUUGGUUGUCAUUGGAUGAGGACUUGCCUGCCCUAGCACUGGAGAGGCUCCUGAUAGAGAGAACUGUGGAGCGUGAGCUCAUUCCUCCAGCUCUCCCAGCGAAGCCAGUGAAGACAAAACCAACGCCGUCAGCCAUGACAGACACAUGCAGCCUGCUGAACGAUGCUGAGUGGUACUGGGGAGAAAUCUCCAGAGAGGAAGUGAAUGAGAAGCUGCGAGACACUCCUGACGGGACGUUCCUAGUCCGAGAUGCCUCCAGUAAACUAGAGGGCGAGUACACCCUCACCCUCAGGAAAGGAGGGAACAACAAGCUUAUAAAAAUCUACCACCGGGAGGGGAGGUACGGCUUCUCAGAGCCUCUUACCUUCCAGUCUGUAGUGGAGCUCAUCAACCACUACCGCCAUGAGUCCCUGGCCCAGUACAACGCCAAGCUGGACACCAAGCUUCUUUACCCCAUCUCCAAAUACCAACCGCUGGUGAAGGAGAACAGUAUAGAGGAGGUUGGAGAGCAGCUGAAGGUCUACCACGAGCAGUUCCAGGAGAAGAGCCGCGAGUACGACUCCUUGUACGAGGAAUACACACGCACCUCACAGGAGCUGCAGAUGAAGCGCACAGCCAUCGAAGCUUUCAAUGAGACCAUCAAGAUCUUUGAGGAGCAGUGUGAGACUCAGGAGCGCUACAGCAGAGAGUCUUUGGAGCGGUUCCAGCGCGAGGGCAACGAAAAGGAGAUCCAAAAGAUCCAGAGCAACUCGGAGCGUUUGAAGUCUCGGGUGACGGAGAUCCAUGACAGCAAGCGUAAGCUGGAGCAGGACCUGAGACAGCAGGUCUCCGAUAAUCGAGAGAUUGACAAGAAGAUGAACAGCCUCAAGCCAGAUCUCAUGCAGCUCCGCAAGAUCAGAGACCAAUACCUGGUAUGGCUGACACAGAAGGGGACAAGGCAGAAGAGGAUAAACGAAUGGCUGGGCAUAAAGAACGAUGCUGAUGACUCCUACUCACUGGUGGAGGACGAUGAGAGCUCGCCCCACCACGAUGAGUGCACCUGGUAUGUGGGUGACAUCAAACGCACCCAGGCGGAGGAGAUGCUGAGAGGAAAAUGUGAUGGGACCUUCCUCAUCCGUGAGAGCCAAUCUCAGAAGGGCUCCUUCGCCUGUUCUGUAGUUGUGGAUGGUGACGCCAAGCACUGCGUCAUCUACAAGACAGCCACAGGCUUUGGAUUUGCUGAGCCCUACAAUCUGUACUCCUCCCUCAAAGACCUGGUGCUCCACUACAAAAACGUCUCUUUGGUCCAACACAACGACCAGCUGAAUGUAAACCUGGCCUACCCGGUCCUGGCCCGCUCUCAGAAUCAGAACCAGCACCCCAGAUGAACUAGCCACCAGCAGUUAAGGACUCAGGACUCAGGAGCAGGGUGGGAAACCUAACUUUUUUGCUCAUUUGUGUCAGAAAAAAAAAAACAUUCAACCUCUCAACAGUGGUUAACUUGUUAAAGUGGCAGGUAGAAUAGACUUAGAGGCCACAACCAAAAUUUACCAGUGUUUGGCUGGUGCUAAUUUCCCACCCUGACCCAGUCUAGCAAAGAGCACUCCUUGCUAACAGCAUGGCUUCAAAAAAGCACACUAUUACCAAUAACUAAGCACUGUACAGUUAGCCUGGCUGACGCGGCGGGCAGUGACACAGGGAGGGUGGCGCAUUAGCCAGCCACGACUGUACAGUGUCAGUUAUGAGAAAAAAAAAGAACUGUGAGAGAAAACUAUGAGGAAAUUUCUUUUGACAAAAAUUGACUAAAUGUUGUUAGUGGAGGACAAAAUAAGCACAGAGAAAAACGAUUGAUAGCAAGACGGAGACGAAGAAGAUGAAGAGGAGGAGGAAGAGAGACCGGUUGGCAGAUGACGGGAAGGAUUACAGGUGGCACUUUUGUUUUUGCCUUGAACGCCUGGUAACUGUGCUUAGACAAAGGCCUGAGCUGUCAUCCCCAGACUGCCUGCAAACUCUCCGUAGACAAAAGCCUGAGCUGUCAGCCACAAAAAAAAAAAAAAAGACUGGCUUGGCUACCCA
Myripristis murdjan (pinecone soldierfish) is the source of this 3934-nucleotide messenger RNA. It is a transcript of the gene pik3r2, whose product is annotated as phosphoinositide-3-kinase, regulatory subunit 2 (beta). The transcript is spliced from 16 exons. NCBI's taxonomy places the organism in Eukaryota, Metazoa, Chordata, Actinopteri, Holocentriformes, Holocentridae. Gene Ontology annotation, cellular component: phosphatidylinositol 3-kinase complex. Gene Ontology annotation, biological process: phosphatidylinositol phosphate biosynthetic process; insulin receptor signaling pathway. The record is from RefSeq and is a predicted model, not a curated record. Gene Ontology annotation, molecular function: protein binding; 1-phosphatidylinositol-3-kinase regulator activity. The coding region runs from base 1033 to 3246 and encodes 737 amino acids.